ACCUGAACUCUGAGGCCCCGCGCGCACGUCCCCGCAUUUUUGCUGCAGAACGGUACGUCCUCGGCGCGUGACAAAGCAAGCGCCUGCCAGCUUACCCGUGGGCAAAGUGGUCAGCUACCCACAAUUCAUUGCGUGCACGGCAUCAAGAAUGACACAAGGAUCAUCAACCCCGUGACCCAGGUCAAAGACGAGCGAAGAAACGAAACAGGACAAGGUUUUGAUGAUUGAUGAUUGGUCGCUACGCUCGCCACAUCACCUGCCAGAAAGACGUCCGCAGAGGGUCUCGCUCGGACUGAGACUGUUGUGGUAAAACCCGACUUCUUCAUUCUAAAAACAAUGUGUGACCUGACAGUCGUCAACACGUAGAAGAAAAGUGCACGCUCGGCACAAUUUGACCUCUCACAUUUCAUUUUGAAGGACAGGUUGCAAUCCCCUGAACGCACCGCAUGGCGGCUGAGUGACAGAACCAGCGCUAGACUUCCACGAAACGCCGAGAGUGGACCCGUCUUUCCUGACUGGCUAAUGACUACCCACGCUGGAUGGUCGGCGGAGGAAAACACCUGAACAAAUGACGGCCUUCCUGUCAGGUCUCAAUCCCACCAGCUGGUCUUUGUAAGAAGCAUGAUGGCGGACCAGAACAUAGCGGCCAAGCUAAAGAACCUGCUGAAACAGGAGAAGAUCCAGUUAUGGAAGCCACCUUACACUGAUGACACUGAGCAGCCUGGACAGCAGCAACUCCAGGUGCUGGCCGAGCAAUACGCCCCCCUGCUGGGUCUGCCUGUGUCUGAGGUAGGGGGCGCUCUGGAGUCCAUCCGUCUCCAGGCGGUGAAGAGAGGAAAAAGAAACCAAACCUUCCGAGAAACCAACGUCGCUACGCUGGAGCUCCUCCUGCCUCGAGACUGCAAGAAGACGUCGGCGAGCGGCAAGUCCAAGAGCUUCUUGGAGACCAAGCUGGACGUGUCGGCCCAGGAGCUGAUGGACAGGAUCGCGGAGGAGUUUGACCUCAAGUCCUUCAAACUGAUCCUCAACGGCAAAACCUUGAAUGCGGCCCAGCAUCUGGACCAGCAGGACGUGAAGAACCACAGCAAGAUCAUGGUGCUGAAGGUGAGCGACGCCGAGUUCGUGCAGCAGGCCAGCGAGGAGGCCGACAAAGUCAAGAACCAGAACGAGAGCCUGGAGCGGACCCACCGAGGGUUCCAGAUCCUGUCGGAGAGAGACGGCACUGAUGACCUUGACACGACGCCCUUCCUGGAGGUGGCUGACCAGAAGGGGAACCCUCUCAAGAUUCCUCACAAGGAGAAGAAGGCACUGAUUGUGGCCAUGGGCUUCCAUGAGAAGGGGCGUGCCCUCAUGAAGAGGAAGUGUCAUGACGACGCUCUGUGUCAUCUACUGCAGGCAGACCAUCACUUCAGUCAGUGCGGCUCCACGCUGCUGGGCUCGGUGGACAACUACGGCGUCCUGCAACUGGACAUCGUGUGGUGCUACCAGGCCCUGGAGGCGCUGUCCUGCCUGGACGACGGGCGUGGGCGUCUGCUGCGCGCCGAGGACUGCUUCCUGCGAUGUUACGGCGAGCAGCAGCAGCGGCUGCUCAUGAUCAAGGGCAACACGGGCAGGGAGGAGGCGCUGUUUCUCCGCCUGUACCUCCUGCAGAGUCUGCUGUCCUUCAUCGAGGGCAACGACCUUCAAGCCCAGGAGCUGCUCACUAAAGUGGAGUCUCUGUACGGACGUUUGUGUCCUGACUCGGACAAAAUGACGGAGCUGAUGCUGCUCGGCUUCAGCGAGAGAGAAGCUCGACUCAGUCUGAGGGCGUGUCAGGGCGACGUGCACGAGGCCGCCAUGCUCAUCAGCAAUCAGAGACAGGAGCGCGAGGAGCUGAAGCACAGGGAGCGUCAGAAGAGGAAGAACAUGAUGGCGGGCAUCUCCGUCCUCACAGAGGCGGGGUACUCCAAGAAGGACGCGGCCAUGGCGCUGCAACAAGCCAACGGAAACGUGGACAAAGCCUUUGCAAUCCUGCUGGACGCCAGCCAGGCGCCUCCGGAGUCAAAAACCGACAGAGAAGAGACCGUCAGUCCAGAAUCGCUGGAGCAGUUGCUGUAUUUGGGCUUCGAGAGGACGGAGGCCGAGAUGGCGCUCGUGUUGACGGGCGGAGACGUCCAAUUAGCGACGCAGCUCCUGUUGGACAAUCAGGGCGUGGUCCCCGCCAGCGCCACGCCCCCUUCGGAGGAGGAGCCCAGCACGUCGUCCAGCUCGACAGACGACAGUGAGCUGGUCAACGAGGUCCUCGAGGACAUUUCCCGCCACGAGGACGACUACUUGGACCUGACUCUGGAGGAGGAGAGCCGGCUCAUCGCCACCAUCAAAAACUACCUGAGCUCACAGUCGGUCUCACGCGAAUCUUUGGGCACCUAACGAGUCGAUGGGGUGACGAUUCAAUUCAGAAUCGAUUCUGGAUUUAACACGAUUAUUUGGUAUAAUAAUUAUAAUGAAAACUAUUUCAAAACGGGUAUCGGGUUAAAAAAAAGCUCUUUCUGGUUGCAUGGAGAUGGCCUAAAACAUUUAUUUUUCUUUCAAAUGUUUUUUGAAAAAAUAACAUGUAUAUAUAUUUUUCUUUAUAUAUAUAUGUAUUUAUGAAGAAAUAUAAUUUUAUAAGAAUCAAUAAAUGUAUUCUUAUAAAAAAAAAUAUUGAUUCUUAUAAAUAUAUACGUAUAUUUUUUUUAAUUGAUUCUUCUAAGAAAUAUAUAUGUAUAUUGUCAACAAAGAAAUGUACGGUACAUACAUUUUUUUUAUAAGAAUCAAUUAUAAAAAUAUAUAUAUAUUUCUAAGAAAUACAAAUAUAUUUUUUAAAAGAAAAACUCAUUUGAAAAUGUUUAAGUUUUUUUUUAUUUAAAUUGAUUUUUGAAACUUAUGAAUCGAUUUUUCUCGUUCACCCUUACUGGUUGGUGAUUAUUGGUAAUUAAGUUUAUUGUGUGAAGUUUGUGCCGCAAACUGGGGGGUUCGCUACUUUUGUUUCCAUGGCAACGCCAAGCGGAUUGAUAAUAAAGGGCGACGAUGUCAUCUUUUGUGACAGGAAGUGACAUCUCACCAAGGACAA
Molecule: messenger RNA, 3091 nt
Organism: Nerophis lumbriciformis (worm pipefish)
Lineage: Eukaryota; Metazoa; Chordata; Actinopteri; Syngnathiformes; Syngnathidae
Gene: nub1
Product: negative regulator of ubiquitin-like proteins 1
Biological process (GO): regulation of ubiquitin-dependent protein catabolic process
Molecular function (GO): protein binding
Source: RefSeq, a predicted model, not a curated record